AUGUCGGCCGCGCUCUGUCCCACCCUCGCCGUGCUGACCACCGAGCAUCGCGCGAAGCCGUCGGCGCGCCGCCCCGCGCGCGCGUCCGCCGUGUCGAGAACCUUCCGUCGAUCCCGCGACGCCGUCAUCUCGCGCGCGAAAGAUGCCACCGACGAAGCCCUCACCGAGGUCGCGAACAUGGACUCGCUCAUCGACCUCAUGGUCGCCGCGGACGAGGACGCGCUCGUCAAGCUCGUCGCAGAGAACGUCCUGAGCUUCGACCAGAAGAUGUGGAUCCGCAUCGCCGCGAGGAGCGACGCGGCGGACUCGCAGGAGUCCAAAGACAAAUUAAUGGCUUUGGCUGGACGGUGCAUGAAGCUCAUCGAGACCAUGGUCGAGACCACGGAGAGCACGAUCCAGGAGAGCAGCGUCGCGCUGGAGACGAUCGUCGCGACCGCGGCGGACCCGGAGACCGGCGAGUUCGACGUCCCUCUGAAGGCGGAGUCCAUCGCGAGGUUGAGGAAAGCCGUGGACGACGCCGUCGUGGACGAGCGGAUGUUGAACACCGUGUACGCGUGGAUACGCAAAUCGGACGAGGAUAAGCUGGACGGGAUGGUGCACAUCCUCCAGCACUUGCUGCAGUGCUACGCCGCGAGGGAGCUCGACAACGGGGAAACCCCGUUGGACGUCGUCAUCGGCGCCGCCGCCUCGGAGUGGCCGGCGAAGUUCGAGGAGAUCAUCGAAGGCGGCUUCGGCGAGGAAGCGUUCACGAGGGACCUCCAGAAGCGAAUGGAGGGCGUCGUCCUGAACCUUCCGAACGGUUCGUACGCGCAGCGCGUGCAGGCUGAGUACCUCAAGGAAGUGGAGGAUCGGGGUAAGGAGCUGUACUCGGCGAAGGCGGCGUGA
Micromonas pusilla CCMP1545 is the source of this 885-nucleotide messenger RNA. RefSeq lists its product as uncharacterized. NCBI's taxonomy places the organism in Eukaryota, Viridiplantae, Chlorophyta, Mamiellophyceae, Mamiellales, Mamiellaceae. The record is from RefSeq and is a predicted model, not a curated record. The transcript has a single exon. The coding region runs from base 1 to 885 and encodes 294 amino acids.